GCUUCGCCUCCAAUCAGGUCCGAGCUGUCGACCGGACGUUUACUGGUUGCUGUUUUGAUUUGGAUUCCUUCAUGUCAUAUUGUCAUUGUGGUGUGUGAGCCGAGCCAUUAGCUGUUGUUGAUAACAUGAUCACCCUUUUUAACAAGUUACACUCCCGAUGGUUGACUUUCACCUUCAGACACCCGCGGGCAGCAGCUACGGCGGCUCCCAAGGUUGACCUGUCCACAGCCCCUCCAAAGUCUGUCAUUCCAUCCAAGAAGCCCAUAAAGGUGGAGCUUGUUGGAGGAAAACGCUACUCAUGGUGCACCUGUGGAUACAGUAGGAAACAGCCGUUUUGCGACGGAACCCACAAAACCAAAGCAGAGGGAAUGAAGGGGCUUCGCUUUGUACCGGAGAAAGACUCCACGGUGUGGCUGUGUGGAUGCAAGCACACCAACAACUCACCUUACUGCGACGGCACGCACAAGCAGGACUUCAUCGCGUCUGCUCCGCUGCAUGAGUACACAGACUGAUGAAGGUGUAGAACCCUGAGGACAGGGAUGUCUCCGAACUGAGUCGGUGGGAGAAACAUUUCAGAGAAAACAGCAUCGGGGCAAAUUGUUUAAGUCAGUGGGACAUGUUGCCAGUAAACUAAACGGUGAUCUAGGUUUCCACUCUGAACUUUGGAAACAAGUGAUCUUACAGAAAUAAAAUUAUUGUUCUUGAAUCUGUUUUUUUUUAUUCUCCUAAUGCAGUUGGGUAAGGUUUGUUUUUUGUCUAAGAUAUAAAGGAGUAUUAAUGAGUAACAGGAAAGCAGGUGAUUAUGUAUAUAAUUGGAAAACAUCUUCAUUGAAUGAACUGAGGCUCAUUCCUAUAAUUAAACUUAUUUGCUACUGGAUA
Messenger RNA from Poecilia reticulata (guppy), 879 nucleotides. RefSeq names its product CDGSH iron-sulfur domain-containing protein 3, mitochondrial. The record is from RefSeq and is a predicted model, not a curated record. Gene Ontology annotation, cellular component: mitochondrion. NCBI's taxonomy places the organism in Eukaryota, Metazoa, Chordata, Actinopteri, Cyprinodontiformes, Poeciliidae. Gene Ontology annotation, molecular function: 2 iron, 2 sulfur cluster binding.